Hevea brasiliensis (rubber tree) is the source of this 1195-nucleotide messenger RNA. RefSeq lists its product as uncharacterized. The coding region runs from base 174 to 926 and encodes 250 amino acids. Gene Ontology annotation, molecular function: protein binding. The transcript has 3 exons. The record is from RefSeq and is a predicted model, not a curated record. NCBI's taxonomy places the organism in Eukaryota, Viridiplantae, Streptophyta, Magnoliopsida, Malpighiales, Euphorbiaceae.
AACUGCUAAAGUGGAUAAGGACUAAGGUGCGCAUCACGCAUUACCUGGACCUGGUAGUAAUUCUGUCAACUCUUUUAACUUCUCUCCCUCCUCCUUCACCUACUGGCUCCAUUUCCCCUGCUUGGAUUCGGACCUCCAUAAUUGGCACUUCAAGUAUAAAGAGUCCACACCUAAUGGGAAAACCAAAACAAAGACCACUGACGAGUCAGGAUGGCUCUCUGAGUGAUUUGGAUUUGGACGGAGAAGAUAGUUGGGUUAUAGUUAAAAAGCAGAGAAUCACUAUUUUGAUACCUGCCCUGCCUAAUGCCAGAAAAUCCACAAUGCCGAAGCCAGGAUCAAGUAAGCUGGAAACCAUGCCCUUAAAAGCUGUAAAUAAUACAUCAACAGUGCCAGUUGAGACAUCUAACAGGAUGCCUUCAGUUGAUGAACGAGAGAAGGUGACAUCAAUGGCUCCUAGUAGAGGUACUAUGAUGUCUAAAAGAAUUCCUACACAGCACAUAUUGGCAGUACACAAGCGACCAAGACUAAAUGUAGAAAUAGAACCUGAAAAGCUCGAUAGAGCCCAAACUUUUAAACCUCAUAAUAUGCUUGGGGUAUCAAACAAUUCAAGAACAAUCAAGCAGCCAAGACUAUUGCAUGGGCAAGGGCAUUUCCUUGAUGGGAGCAAGCUGCUAAAUCAGAGGCUAAGGGCAUCACUGCUUGAGAAGAAGCUUCAAAAGGCAGGUGGAUUGAGCAGGUGGCUAGCAUCAAUUGGACUGGGGCAAUUUGUGAAUAUUUUUCAGGGUAGGAGUGUCAGCAAGUUUCAGUUGGUUACUUUAACCAUGAAGAAGCUGAAGGAUAUGGGUGCAGAUGCUGUAGGCCCCCGAAGAAAACUGAUGCAUGCUAUAGACUGCAUUUGCCAGCCUUACUGUUUUGAAGCCUGCUAAAUGUUCACUGAAUCUUGCACCAUCUAGCGAGAUAGGUGAAAGGCGUGACCGCUGCUCUUUGCAUAUGCAUUCUUGUUGUAGAUUCUUCUAGUUGCAACAGGCAAGUCUUCACCAGUCGUAUCAUGGUAAUUGAUAUACAGGAGUGAAAAAUCAAAUUUGAGGCCUUGUUUAUCAUAUUUGUAGUCUGGACAAUUGAUUGAGGAUCAAACAUCUAGUUUUUUCCCGAAAUCUUUUAAACAGGUUUGUGCAAUGUGAAAUGGGAUGAAUUA